AUGGAGCCCAGUACUACCAAGCCAAAAGUUCCAGACUUCCUCUCCAACUUAGGAAAACCCACACUGCGAGGUGUACGAAAGUGCCCACACUGCGGUACCUACAACGGAACCCGGGGCCUUAGCUGCAAGAAUAAGAGCUGUGGCACUGUAUUCCGGUGCCGAGAUGUCAAACAACCAACUAAGGAUGCCGUGAAGCUGCUCACUGGUUCUGACAUGCAGAUCUUCUCAGUCAAACAAAGGGACAAAGGACCUGACCACAGAUGUCUGGUGGUAUUAGGAAUUUCAGAGACCACUAUUCAGACAGCUGAAGGCACAAUAAUCACUCAUAUUAGCUCAGGACGAUGUUUCGCCCCUGGAUGUCUUAAAGCUGCAGCUCGAGGGGGGGUGGUAGAAAAUCAGUGCCAGCACAUUAAGAUGGCCUUAAAUUGCCAAGUUGAAGCGGAGGCACUCCAGUUGAAAAGUUCAGUCUUAAAUGCCAUGCAGAUUCCAGCAGAAAUCAAACAAGACAUUUGGGAACUUGCUAGUGAGUGCUUGGGACCAAUGGUUCAGAAGGUGACCAAAUCCAUAUUUGUAGUGCGCUGUAAAAUCACCCAGCAAAACAGUCUUGGUUACCUUCACGUAUACCUGACACGGAGAGAUGGCCUACAGAAAGGAGUGGGGCACCUUUUCCAGUGUUCCUGUGAGUCUAAAGCACUGGCAUCUAAGACAGAGAUCCAGGACAAAUGUGUGCAUUACUACACCUGCCUGGCUGCUUUUGCCAGUGACGACAUCCUCUCUGAACAGUUCACAGAACAUUUCUAUGUCAUGUCUGAAGGCCUGAAAGAGAUAACCGUCUUAGAAACAGACAGCAAGAUGGAGACUGUGGAAACUGUGGUGCAAAUACAUGAAGAAUCCUCGCCAUUGCUAAAACCCAAGAAACUGAGAAAGGAUGACUCCCCAGGUACAAACUCUCUGGUGCAAGAGGCUACCCUUAACAGUGGGAAGAAGAAUACAGCGAAGAAAAUGCCAGUCAAUUCGGCAGCUAAGAGACCAGCCUCUAACCAGCUGAUGGAUGAGAACCAAGUGUCCCUGACCUUUACAGAUUGGCUGUCCAGCGUGACUGAACGAAUCCAUCAGACUAUGCACUAUCAGUUUGAUGGUAAACCGGAGCCUCUAGUAUUUCACAUUCCUCAGUCUUUCUUUGAUGCACUCUCACAGAGACUAUCCAUGGGUAAUGCGAGGAUGCGUCUCCCCAAUUGCACUACAGCUUUUGUGAGGAAAGAUGCCCUCCCGCUUGGGACUUUCUCCAAGUACACCUGGCACAUAACCAACAUUUUACAUGUGAAGCAGAUCUUUGACACCCCAGAGAUGCCACUGGAAAUCACCAGAAGUUUUGUCCAGAACAGAGAUGGAACAUACGAUCUGUUUAAAUGCCCUAAAGUCGAAGUGGAAAAUAUUGCGGAAACCUAUGGGCGAUUAGAGAAGCAGCCCAUCCGACCACUGGAACUGAAAACCUUCCUGAAAGUCGGUAACACUUCCCCAGACCAGAAGGAGCCAACUCCAUUCACCAUUGAGUGGAUCCCAGAUAUCCUGCCUCUCUCCAAAAUUGGCGAGCUUCGCAUCAAAUUUGAAUAUGGCCACCAUCGAAAUGGACCCUUGCCAGAUAUCCAUGCACCCCAGUCCCACACUUUGGAACACACACUAGAGAUCACACCACUCACCACUAUCACCUUUGAUUGA
Molecule: messenger RNA, 1719 nt
Organism: Staurois parvus
Lineage: Eukaryota; Metazoa; Chordata; Amphibia; Anura; Ranidae
Source: the annotation of a GenBank genome assembly